UUUAACUGUUAUUUUAAUUGAUGUGAUUCAUCAUGAAUGUGGAAAUUACUAUUUACUAAGAAAUUGUUCAUUCUUAUCCCUCUAGGAUCAAGAAGAAAUUUCUCAAAUAACUUAAAUGUUGCAUGUAUGAAUGUAUACAUAUAUCUGAUGGACUGUUGAUCCCCUUAUCAUCUUGCUUUAAUAAAGAUUAUAUUCUUCUUCUGAAAUGAGUGGCAGUGGUGGCAAUGCCAUGCUCCUGCACCAGCUGAGCGUGUUGAAGCUGCGACACCUGAAGCGAAUUAUGGGAUGCAAUUUUCAGCCCCCUAGUGACUUCCCUUGCCCUGUGCCCCCGCCAUGUCUCCCUACUAUCCUGAGGCAUCCUCCUCUACAACAAGGGUACUUUUUGAGCCUGCACCUGUCUUGGCAUCCAAAUGUGCCAGCAUUCCUGGUUUCAGAGCUCAGUUGCUUGUCACAUCCUCAGUGGCAAGAGCUAAAUCUUGUCAGCUCCAUUCCAAAGACACUGCAAACUGCUAAAGGCUUGGUGGUACGUGUGUGGUACAAACCUCCUGCCAGUUACUGCUCAAGUGAAAGAAAUGACAGGCAUGUAUUUCAUUCAACACCCUGUGCAUCACCAAACAUGGGAACUCUGAGCACAUCGGAGUCCACCAGUUCCCAGUUACAAAGUGAUACGGUUAUUUCCUCAUCUACCAGCACCACCAAAGAUGAUGAGUCUAGUCAUAAUCCUGAUUCAAUUACUCAUAUUAAGAACAACUCUUCUUCCUCGUCUAAAUUACCUCCGCAAAUUGUGGCCAGUAAUUCAAAUAAAGUUUGUAUUCUACCACCUGAACCCCCAGACUGUGCGAACAAAACCCCUGCAAUUCUUUUAUGUUCUUGGGCUGUCCGAUUAUCUGGUCUUGUUCCUAUAGGAACAAAUUUAUCUCAAACUUCUACUAGCCUUGCCAAGAACACUUUGGUUUUCCAAUUCAUGUCAGGCUCUAUGCUUUAUUCUUCUGCUGACGCCAUUAUUUCACCGUUGCCUGGAGACGAUAACCCGAGCUUGAGACAAGUGUGGCAUGACAUCAGUUUGCCCAUGUCUCAAACCAAACGUAGCUACUCCCCUAAUGUCCUCAACAAACUGCACCAGUACGAGCGAGACAUCAGUUCCUUUGAAGAGGAGUGUGAGCAGCGGAAAGUGAGCUUGCGGUAUGUUGGCAAACUUUCUGCAGACUCCCGAGAGAGGCUCCUCAAUAAUCAGGUGCAGGCUCUUAAGUCACGCCUCGCUGUGACUCGCGCUGUGGUGCAGCGAGAGCGUCACAAGCUGGAGAAAUUGCAGCGCAAAGUGGAGCAAGCUGAGAGCUCCAACCAGGAGAAGGGCAUGCAGCUGCUGACGCUGCUGCAGCAGCUGGGGCGGGAGAGACAGCACCUACGCAGCGUGUGCAGUCAGAGCGAGCAUCAGCUGCAGCAGCUCGAGAAAACCAAGUCUUUGCUGGCGCACAGGCGGUCCUGCCUCAUCAGGGAACUUGCCCAAGUCUACCCAAUUGUACAGAUAAGUGCAAAAGAUGACUUUUCAAUCUGCGACAUUUGGGUGCCUGAUGCUACACUUCUAAAAGACAACAACUUGUGCACGCCAAGUUUCCAGUCAAUUCACCACCGUAAUAAACCUCCUCACAAACCUGCUAGCAACAGCUCAUGCAACAAGACCACCCGAGCCUCUACCACCAAAAAUAACAGUCGGGAGUCAAGUCCUCUUCUUGGUAACACAUCUGAAGGUGACGGCAGUUCAAAGGCAAGCCCCAAGCAAGCAAUUCUCUCUUCAUCAUCUCCCAUCACCGUGCCCCAACAGUUAAAUGCAGCCAGGUCUUCUUCAUCAAAGAAGCUUCCUGAGUCCUCGCGUUCAUUGCAAGUGCAUCCGCCAUUCCACCCAAACCCGAAUAUUUUAACGCAAUCAAUGGAGGCGCUACCGCACACGCCUGAGAGCCUCAGUGCAGGACUUGGUCUUACUGCGCACCUGCUGUGUCUUGUGUCAGGUUUGCUGCAGUUGCCCCUGCGCUACCCCAUCACGCCUUCUGGAUCCAUGGCCACCAUCACUGACUUGGCUUCCACGCAACUGCCAGAGGAUUCCAGGAAACUUCCAUUGUACACUCGCGGCACCCGCGACAAGGAGCGCGAGCGGCUGCACUUCAGCUACGCUGUUUUCCUCCUCAACAAGAACAUCGUGGAGCUGCUCCACUACCUGGGGCGCUCCAAGCUGUCCUCCACAGCGGCCACGCUCCCCAACCUCCAUAGCGCCCUCAUCAUGCUAUCCAGGAAAGAUGAGCCAGCAACUAAAUCUCUGCCUGAUGCGAGAUGUCAGCCGCUGCUCAACAGCAACAACCCUGGGCUCUUGACAGAUAUCUUAACUCCUUUCAUGAACUCCAACGGCCCUCCGCAACCGAACUUGAGUGCCAACAAGAAUGCUCCUCAAUCUCUCCAAGGCCAGCAACCCAAAAAUUUGAGCUGUUCUCGCUCACCAUGUCAUACGCGAUCAAACUCUCAGUCGCUCUCCCAAUCCCCUCAACGAUUAGUCUCAAAGUCUCUCUCUCCGUCUCUUAGCCACAAAAGCUUCAACAUGGUUAUUCAGCCUUCGGGUUUAUUUUCUGAUAAUAAUACUGAUAAGGGGAAAAGAAGCCUACAACACAGUGCUAGUGUAGGAGAUCUCAUGAAUAUUUUUCUGUCAUCUCCCAAAGAAGAUGUCACUCCCAUUAGUGAUCAACAAUCUCUACGAACCAAUGUUAAUGAUUUAUCUCUUUACUCAAGUAAUUAUGGCACGAGAACUCCAAGUUCUCUUGAUAGUAAGGAGGCUUGCCUGAGUUCUCAAUUUACUUUAUCGCUUGAUAAGGGCCUGGAUCACAUCCAGAGUCUUGUUGAUGAAGUGCGUGGAAGAGGCAUGUUGCAGGACGACAUCAACGCGUCCUCUGGCGGAAAAUUUGGAACCGUCUCCGUGGAUACAAAACUGUCCGCCAACACCGGCUCCCUCACUAACCUAACAAAGAACAAGGCUUUGGUGGUCGUAAGCCAAAGUAUUGAAUUUGAAAACUCUAGUGUAUCGCGGUUUCCUGACUCGACAACCCUGAUGCUGAGGACGUGGCAGGAAGACAGUCCUAUACAAUAUUCCUACACUCCUCGUGGGAGCACAGACCUGCUGGAGGAAGUUGGGGUCGAAGCUACUGAGAAUUUCAUGCAGCCCUCGGCACCUGAAGUUGCUAACACAGACAAAGAUGUAAAUAUUAGCAAACCAGAUUCACUAGAGGACCGAAGUGUUCGCACCUCAAACGAUAGGAAUGAUGAAAGAUUAAACAAAAGUACUCCGGUAAUCUCCGUACCCGAUCCUCAAUAUAACGCCGAACUGUCGAAAUCCGGUAAACGGCCAAUAAAUCGGAAAGAAGAGAAGACGGUAAUUUCCAAAACAAAAGCUAGAAGUUUCUGGCCCUUCAGCCGCUCAAACACUAGCGAAGAAAGCUGCAAAGAAAACAACAGCGUCUCUGAGCCCCUCCUUGACGCAGAAGAUUCCGACCCCGAAACUCAAUGCAUUCCUCCAGCAAGCAAAGGGUUGAAUACGAACUCCACAUCCAAAGGGGACUCUUCAACUACCGGUGUUGUAAAAGAAUCUGAUAAAAACAGUGCCUUAUCUAAAAUAACGGACGACCAUGACUGGCUGAGCAGUUCGGUAGAGGAAGACACGCCACUGCUGGUGGAUGGUCAGGACAGCGAUGAACUUUUCAAGCAAUCCGUGGCUGCCAUGUCAAGAGAGAUGAAAGUCAGGGCAGAUUUGUCCGAGCUCAACGACCUUUCUGAUGUUACUGACCGAACUGAACGUCUUGCCAGUAAGCCUUUUUCUUUCAAACCUGGGAAAUGAUGUCAGUAAUUCUAGACGUCUAUCAUCAUCAAAAAAGACUUGACAAGUCUCUCUCAAUGUUACUCGCAAUAGUGUCAGCAUCGAACGUUUGAAGUGACGCGACAUUCUUUGGUUUCAUAAGAUGAUUAGAUAAUCAAUCUUUACCGAGUAAGUUUUUAGGAUCCCGGAGUAUCAGCAAAACUACCAGUACCGGUACCUUUAUCAUAGUAACGGUUUCGGUAGAAAUAUUCAGUUUAGGAACUGCCUUGGGGAAUAUAACAUGUUAGCAGCGUCUCGAAGAAUGCAUCACUUCAAUGCUUCGCCAUUGUUAUGGUUCAUGAGACAAAGCUUUGUUUUAAUGGCUGUGUUGAGCCGAGGAGUCAUGGCUGUGACGAGCCAGGAGCUGAAGCAAGUCUUUUCUCGUAACUUAUCUGCGCUAAAUUUGUCAUUUCCGUGCAAUUGUGAUAUAAGUAUUUAGCUACCACCAUAUCGUGGUCUUGUAAUCUGUAACCAGCACUCCAGUUGUGGCCGGCCUUCAACUAUCAAACUCGUCUCUUCGUGAAUUUUGCCUCGAUGUAAAUGAAGGCUGAACUAAAAUUGCCUAAUGUAGUAAGUCCUCUACUUUAUUUACAUCGCACCGUACCUCGUAGCGCCAUGGCUGUAAUGAAAAAUAACCAGUUUUGCUGUAUCAGCAAAAAUCAUCAUGUGAUACUCAUGUGAAUUGUGUGUGUUUGCACAAUCUGAUGCUCCUAUGAAGUUAUUGUUUUUAGCGCAUUUUCACAUUUAUUGAAAAAAUGCCCUAUUGUGCUCG
This is a messenger RNA of Hyalella azteca, 4664 nucleotides long. RefSeq lists its product as uncharacterized. The transcript is spliced from 10 exons. Gene Ontology annotation, biological process: SNARE complex assembly. NCBI's taxonomy places the organism in Eukaryota, Metazoa, Arthropoda, Malacostraca, Amphipoda, Hyalellidae. Bases 206 to 3874 code for a protein of 1222 amino acids. The record is from RefSeq and is a predicted model, not a curated record. Gene Ontology annotation, cellular component: lytic vacuole; endosome. Gene Ontology annotation, molecular function: SNARE binding.